AUGCUGGCACAGGCUCUUGCUCCACAGCAGCUCGUAACUUCACCUCCCGACCUGAGGUCAUCUUUUAUGUCAUGGAAGGCUCCCCACGAAAAAGAGUAUAAAAGCAGAGACGAGGGAGCUGAUGGCACAGUUCCCGUGUUUCCUUCUACCGAGCAGGCACUGUUCCAAAUAAUGAAACUUCUGCUGAUCACCGUCGUAGCCACAGUCGUGGCCCUGUGUCACGCAGGUGGUAAAGGCGGAUUUGGAGGAGGUGGAUUUGGAGGAGGCGGAUUUGGAGGAGGCGGUUUUGGAGGAGGUGGAUUCGGAGGUGGCGGUCAUGGAGGCGGCUUUGGAGGUGGUGGAUUCGGAGGCCGAUCAUAUGGAAGCAGCGGUUUUGGAGGAGGUUCUUUCGGUGGUGGUCACGGAGGAGGAUUUGGAGGCGGUAAAGGAGGCGGAUUUGGAGGCGGUUUCGGAGGUGGUAAAGGAGGUGGUUUUGGAGGAGGCCAUGGUGGUUCCUUCGGAGGUGGAUUCUCUGGUGGUCGUAGAUAUGGAUAAAAGAUUAUAUUAUUGUAAAUUAAUCAUUAAAUAAAACGGAAUUCCAGAU
Messenger RNA from Macrobrachium nipponense, 583 nucleotides. Its product is annotated as ctenidin-1-like. Lineage: Eukaryota; Metazoa; Arthropoda; Malacostraca; Decapoda; Palaemonidae. The record is from RefSeq and is a predicted model, not a curated record. Bases 1 to 534 code for a protein of 177 amino acids. The transcript is spliced from 3 exons.